GACGAAGCAGAGGACGAACAAGAACUCCAAUCUUGAACAAGACGAAGAGAAUCCAGCUAAUAGUUGACGCGACUAAGGUUAUAAAAGCAAGUUGUUGAUAUGGAUGAGGAACGUAUUAAGGUGGUGGUCCACCAUUCUGGAAAUUUUGUGAGUGAUGAUAAUGGGAAGUUAAAAUUUGAAGGAGAGAGAGCAGAAUGGUCUUGUGAUCCAGACUUGUUGAGCUAUUUUGGCAUAGUAGCGUCAGUCAAAGAAUUAGGUCAUAUGGACAUCAAAGAAUUAUGGUACGGUUUAGGAGGUCAGUCUGUGCACCCAGAUAGGUUAGAAUUAUUAACUGAUGAUAGGGGUGUCAUGCACAUGUUGAACAUUGCUAGGUUAAAUGAUGAAGUUCAUCUGUAUGUGGUUCAUAAUAUGAUGGAACCAGAAAUAAUAGAAAUGAUUGAUUGGGUUGGUGGUCAAGUUGAUGAUGAAGGUGAUGUUGCAAGACAAGUGGAGGAGGUUGAGGUUGAGGUUGUUCGUGAUGGUCAACUUGGAACAGAAAUGGUGGAGGGUGAGGGGGAUACCCAUGAGGGUGAUGUUGAGGUCCAUACUGAAGUUGGAACAGAAAUGGUGGAGGGUGAGGGGGAUGCCCAGGAUGGUGAUGGUCUGGAUCAUACUGCAGUAGGAAGAAAAAUGGUUGAGGGUGAGGAUGAUGCCCAUGAGGGUGAAGGUGAUGGGUAUGAGGGUGAUGGUGAGGAUCAUAGUGAUGUUGGUACAAAAAGGGUUGAGGGUGAGGGUGAGGGUGAUGGUGAGGAUCAUAGUGAUGGUGGUACAAAAAUGGUUGAGGGUGAGGGUGAGGGUGAUGGUCAGGAUCAUAGUGAUGCCCAUGAGGAUGUUGAGAUCCAUCAUGUAGAGGAAGCUGAGGUACAUGAUGUAGAUGAUUUUGAGCUAGAGGAUUAUGGAGAGGAUGAUGAUGUAGAAGACAGUGAGGGUGAUGCACAUCAGGCAGAGACUGAGGACGAAGAUGUAGAUAGAAGUGAAGGAAGUCUAAUUGAUGUCAGCGUGCAUUGUGACAUUGGGACUUCUAAAGGAAAUGUGGGAGAACAAGCUUCCAGUGCCUUACUUGAGUCUGAACGGUCAACAGAUAAUGAAUUUAUUCAUGAUAUGUGUGGGUUGUCUGACAAUGAGUGGUUAUCAGAGGAGUUGUUUAGUGGAUCAGAUAGUGAGGACAAUCAUGUGAGGACUAAGAUAAGGUUUCCCACUUUUAGUAUGCCUAAAACUUUGGUGGGUUAUAAAUGGGAAGUAGGAACCUAUUUUACUGAGAAAAAUGAAUUCACAGAUGCCAUAAGGACUUAUGCACUAAGUAAUGGGAGAAGUUUAAAAUUUAUUAAGAAUGACAAGAAAAGGAUUUCUGUCAAGUGCUUGGGUGGAAGAGGAAAUUGUAAAUGGUAUGCGUAUUGUUCCUUUAGGACUGAUGUAAGUGCAUGGCAACUGAGAAAAGUGUUUGAUGUUCACAACUGUAAUAGAGAUUUCAAUGUAAAGUUGAUGAAUUCAAAGUGGUUGAGUCAAAGGAUGGAGAAAACUGUGAGAGAAAAUCCUACAAUGAAGGUCAUGGACAUUAGGGACAAAGUUACUAGGAAAUGGAAUGUAGGAAUUUCAAGAAAUAUGGCGUUUAGGGCAAGAGCAAUGGCAAGAGAUAAGGUUGAAGGAUCAUUCAAGGAUCAAUAUAGAAGACUUCACGAUUAUGGUCAUGAGCUGCUGAAAACAAAUCCAGGAACAAUAGUACAAAUUAAAGUUGAUAACAGUAAUGGUGAGGUCAUAUUCCAAAGAUUUUAUGCAUGCUUGAAGGCAUGCAAGGAUAGCUUCAUUUGUUGUAGACCUAUUAUUGGCUUGGAUGGAUGCUUUCUGAAAAGCAAGUAUGGAGGGGAGUUACUAACAGCAGUGGGAAUAGAUGGAAACGACCAAAUGAUGCCCAUAGCAUAUGCUAUUGUUGAGGUAGAAAACAAAGACUCCUGGACUUGGUUCUUGGAGCACCUUAUUGAGGACCUUGGUGGGGCAGCUGUAUGUGCAGGAUGCACAUUUAUUUCAGACCAACAAAAGGGUCUUUUGCCAGCAAUCCAAGAUCUUCUACCUGGUGUAGAACAAAGAUUUUGUGUUAGACAUUUAUAUUCAAACUUCAGAAAAAAAUUUCCUGGAAAAAACCUUAAACGUCUCAUGUGGCGGGCAGCAACAGCAACACACCCACAACAAUGGGAGACUGAAAUGAGGAAUAUUAGAGACAUAAAUUUAGACGCAUUUAAAUAUCUGCUUGCCAUCCCACCUAGGUUUUGGUCAAGAUCUAGAUUCACCUCUAGAUCACAAUGUGACACUCUUGUGAACAACAUGUGUGAGGUCUUUAAUAGUGUGCUAGUUGAUAGUAGGUCUAAGCCUAUUAUUAGCAUGCUAAAAGACAUAAGGGUUUACAUAAUGAAGAGAUGGGCUGCCAACAGGACAAAGAUCACAUCAUAUCAAGGUUCAAUCUGCCCCAAGGUUUUUAACAGAUUUCAGAAGGAGUCCUGGUUAACUAGAUAUUUGUUACUAAGGUGGUCAAGAGAAAAAUUAUUUGAAGUGAAACAUCUUUCAGAAUUUGGUCAGCAAUUUGUUGUGAAUGUUGACAACAUGGACUGCACAUGUAGAAAAUGGGCAAUUACUGGCAUUCCGUGUACUCAUGCCAUCACUGCAAUGAAAUUUUUGAAUAUAAAUGCAGAAGAAUACAUUGGCCACUGGUUUAGGAAGUCUACUUAUGAAGAGACUUACAACACAAUAAUUAACCCUAUCAAUGGACAACAUGUCUGGGAUGUUACACCCUAUGCAGAUAUAUUACCACCAAAGAAGAGGACAAUGCCAAGAAGGCCCAAGAAGAAACGAAGACUAGAGGAUUGGGAGUUGAAGAAGAAUAACAGUGAAUUAAGAAAGGGUGGGCAGAGGAAAACAUGUGCCAUCUACAAAGAACUUGGACACAACAGAAAAGGCUGUCCACAAAGACCUCCAACAGUAGAGGUUCCUACAGCCCAAUCUGUACAAGUCACCCAACCUCCAGCAACACAUGUUCCUAUUAGUCACCAAACAACUAUGCCUUUAUCUGAUGAAUGA
This is a messenger RNA of Vigna angularis (adzuki bean), 3108 nucleotides long. RefSeq lists its product as uncharacterized. The transcript has 5 exons. The record is from RefSeq and is a predicted model, not a curated record. Bases 100 to 3108 code for a protein of 1002 amino acids. Gene Ontology annotation, molecular function: zinc ion binding. NCBI's taxonomy places the organism in Eukaryota, Viridiplantae, Streptophyta, Magnoliopsida, Fabales, Fabaceae.